AUGGGAUCUAAGUCAGUUGAAGUCAGCAGGCAGCCCUGUUUACUGUGCACACCAAUCUGUACCAUGAGAAGAGGAGGUGGUGAGUCCACUGAGGAUGAUGUCUUUGCCCAUCCUGAUGAGUGUGGUCUUAUUCCCAAAUUGCUCCUUCAGUUACUGGGUGCCUCUCCCACCCCACCCCCUCCCUACCCCCACUCCAGCAAUAUCAAGUCAGGGCUCUGGUGGCGGCGGCUCCCUCCCGGCGGGUGGGCGGCCCUUCACGGCUCCGAGCUGUGGCCCGGGCCCAGGGUCGCCCUGGAGUUGUCCGGCUGUGGGGUCUAUGACAGGACCGAAAUCCACGAGGCCUCUGUGGUCCUGGUGCACCAGAGCCGUGGCGGAGCCGAGGUCCAGAUUUUUGCCCCCGAUUUUCCUCAGAUGCACGUGGUUGACCACGUGAAGGGCCAGCCUUCUGAGAGCAAGAGCAGGAAUGUUUUGGCUGAAUCGGCAAGAACUGCCCGAGGCAAGAUUACCAGCCUGGCCCAGCUCAGUGCCUCCAACCACGAUGCCGCCAUCUUCCCCGGAGGAUUUGGAGCUGCCAAGAACCUGAGCACCUUUGCCGUGGACGGGAAAGACUACAAGGUGGAUAAGGACGUGGAGCAAGUCCUGAAGGAGUUUCACGCUGCCAGGAAACCCAUCGGCCUGUGCUGCAUCGCGCCCGUGCUCGCAGCCAAGGUUCUCAGAGGCGUCGAGGUCACGGUGGGCCACGAGCAGGAAGAAGGCGGCAAGUGGCCAUACGCCGGGACUGCUGAGGCCAUCAAAGCCCUGGGCGCCAAGCAUUGUGUGAAGGGCGUGACUGAAGCUCAUGUGGACCAGAAGAACAGGGUGGUCACUACCCCGGCCUUCAUGUGUGAGACCGCUCUUCACCACAUCCACGACGGGAUUGGGGCCAUGGUGAAGAAGGUGCUGGAACUCACGGGGAAGUGACGCGCUGGCAGCUGCGUGGGCCUCCUGGGUAGGAAGCCGUCGGGCCACCAUGAUGGUCUGGGACCAAGGCUGGAGCUGCCGCUCUGCCUGCUGAGGCCGCCCCGCCGCAUCUGGAGCUCAGCUCUGCCUCCUUUGCGGGCUGGAGGAAGACCGAGCCCCCCUGGACCCUGAGUGCCCCCGCCACUGUGCGCCCUGAACACUGAGCCCCAGCCCCACUUCUCCAGCCAGAGAACCCAAGAGAUGCCCGCCACCCUCUCAGCUUUGGGCCUUCUGGAUGCCCAGUUUUUAAAGACAC
Perognathus longimembris pacificus (Pacific pocket mouse) is the source of this 1255-nucleotide messenger RNA. RefSeq names its product glutamine amidotransferase-like class 1 domain-containing protein 3, mitochondrial. Bases 1 to 960 code for a protein of 319 amino acids. Lineage: Eukaryota; Metazoa; Chordata; Mammalia; Rodentia; Heteromyidae. The record is from RefSeq and is a predicted model, not a curated record. Gene Ontology annotation, cellular component: mitochondrion. The transcript is spliced from 3 exons.